AAUUCCAGGUUGCCAUAGGACAAAAAUAAAACAAUAACACCAUGCGGGUGUGCAGUACAUUUGCAUUAAAUUCCAAGUGGAAAAUUACCACACAAAGAAAACAAUGUGCCUAAGUGCUAUUCAAUCUUACAGAAAAAUGAAUUGCUGUCGAAUUUUGGGGAGUGCAGGUGGUGUCGGAAUCGUGCAGAAGACCCAUAAGCGGUCAGGGUGUUGGAGUGUGGGCAGGCGUGGCAAUGGGCUGGGCCAGGCGCACUCAACGAUGAAAAACAGCGGGGAUAUACAGCAGGCGGCCGCGGUAUAGGAAGACAACGGAAUAACCUAGGGCUAUAAACAUCGUUGCAUUUUAAUUAUAGCAGAUUCUGUUGUUUGGGUUUUAAGUCCUAAGGCAGAGGGUGUGACGCGCAUCCACAAAAGAAAAUCCGCAGAGAAUGCACUGAGCUCUUCCCACUCAUCGUCCUGUGGCACCCCCUUGUGAGCAGUAGAAGAUGAGCACCUCGCCCAACCCUAAGGGCACGCCUGUGCAGUGGAGCCCCAUUGAUGGGGCCCCUAGUGAUAGGGUCCCCGAGGCCCUGGUGUCUCCACAACACUCCACACCCGGCUCCUCUGAGCCCCAACACAAGAAACGGGUCUCCAGCCUCCUGCAGAGCCCGUCUUUCCGGGAGGAGCUGGAUGUUCUGAUCCAGGAACAGAUGAAGAAGGGAGGCAGCAGCUCUAACCUCUGGGCUCUGAGGCAGAUAGCUGACUACAUGGCCUCUCAAGGCUCCCCUGCCGCCUUAUCUACCUCCCCCUCCAGUACAGGCAUGACGAUGGUGACGCCCAUCAAUGACCUGCAUGGCUCGGAGCCCAGCAGCAUGGUGAAGGGAGAGAGGCUGAUGCGCUGUAAACUGGCCAGUGUCCACCGCCUUCUGGACCUCUACGGCUGGGCCCAGCUCAGCCACACCUGCCUCACCCUGCGUGUCAGUAAGGAACAGGAGCACUUCCUGGUUCCGCCCAAUGGCUUGGCCUAUGGUGAGGUCACUGCCUCUAGCCUGGUGAAGGUGAACAUCCUGGGGGAGGUGGUGGAGAGGGGCAGCACCCCCUUGGGGGUAGACCUGGGUUCCUUCAGCCUUCACUCAGCCAUUUACUCCACCCGGCCAGACGUACGCUGUCUGAUGCAUCUCCACACCCCCGCCACUACCGCUGUGUCAGCCAUGAAGUGUGGCCUCCUGCCGUUGUCCCAUGAGGCUUUGCUGGUGGGUGAGGUAGCGUACUACGACUACAACAGGUUGAUGGAGAACGAGGAGGACAGAGUGGAGCUCCAGAAGAGCCUGGGGCCCACCUGUAAGGUGCUGGUGCUUCGAAACCAUGGUAUCGUGGCCCUGGGGGAGUCAGUGGAAGAGGCUUUCUACACCAUCUACCACAUCCAGGCUGCCUGUCAGAUCCAGGUGUCAGCAUUGUGCAGCGCUGGAGGGGAGCAGAACCUGAUCAUGCUGGACCGCUCCAUCCACAAACCCAUUUCUGCAGGCACCGUGGGCUGGGCCGGGUCUACCUUCGGCCCCCUGACCAAGAGUCGACUCGGGGAGCACGAGUUUGAGGCUCUCAUGAGGACCCUGGACAACCUGGGUUACCGUACCGGCUACGCCUACCGCUGCCCCGUGCUGCUGGAGCGCUCUCGGACACGGAGAGAGGUGGAGGUACCCGCCACAGUCCACUCCUUCCAGUUUGAGGAGGAGGGGGUGCACCCGUUACCCCGCCUGCACCCCUACGCCCAGCGGCAGCAACAGGCGAAGACACGCUGGCUCAACACCCCCAACUCCUACCUGAGGGUAAACCAGGACCAAGCCAGCCCCGGACACCAGCACACCACAUGGCUGAAGACAGAGGAGAUGCAACAAGGUAGUGGAGCCAUCAAGAUUGAGAACUCAAAUCAGUUUGUUCCUCUUUUUACCAACCCUCAAGAGGUGCUGGAAACACGAAAUAAGAUCAGGCAGCAGAACCGGCAGGACAUGAAAACAGCAGGACCCCAGUCCCAAGUACUAGCCGGUGUCAUAACGGAUGAUAGUCUUCCGGGUGCUGGACCUUUGGGGGCAGGGCCCGGCGACCAAGCUACAGUAUAUUGUGUGCAAUCUCCAGACCCAGUAGAACUUGCAAAACUUGAGCCGGAGACCCCCAACCCAUUUAACCAGCUGACAGACAAGGAGCUGGAGGAGUACCGCAAGGAGGUGCAGAGGAAAGCAGAAGGUCACACAGAUGUAGGGGAUGAGGUGGAGAACGAGAAGGAGUCUCCCCCAGCUACCUCCCCCACCAACAACCCUCACCCCUGCAAUCCUCCACCCUCAGAUGAGACUAAGACAGCCUCUACGGCAGUGCAGAACGGGAAAGAAGAGGAGGAGAAGCAGACCACGGCGGAGCUGGAGAAAGGGAUGAAGGCUUUGUCUACCAACGACACUUCUACACCCCCAGCUGUGCCACCCGCUAAACUGCCCAGCAACACCCCUGAGGGAUCCCCCUCCAAGUCCCCCUCUAAGAAGAAAAAGAAGUUCAAGGCCCCCUCAUUUCUAAAGAAGAGCAAGAAGAAAGAGCAGAAAGAGAAAGCUGAAACUUGAGGGGACAUGUAAAAUGCUUCUGACACAAACCACUCCAUUUCUAGCCACAUACACAGAGGCAAACACACUCACUCAAGUUUCCUAAAUGUAUGGUUCAGUCCCUCUCAUCACGUCUUUGUGUCCACUUGCUUCUAUCUAUACUAUCAAACAAUUUGUUAAAACAUUACUUGUUUUUGCGCAUAAGAUUUAGAAGUAAUUCUAAUUCUAUGUUUUUUUUGCAGUAUUGUUUCUCUACAACUCACAAAUGAUCAUGAAACAAUCCACAACAAUGCAAAAGGAAAUAGAAUCAACAACACUCCAACUGAAUUAUGCACCCCUUAUUUAUGAUGAGAAGUAAUGCACUUGACACGUAUGCAUAUAAACCAAUGUUGCAUUGAAGCAUCCUCAUAGGCACCCCCUGGUCUUGUCAUAUUUAUUUGUUUUUAAUAGUCAGAUGAAGGUCACAGGUAUGUACAGUAAUGCGAGCACAGGUGCAGUGCAUGUAGAAUUAUGCAGGUAUAAUAAUGUGCUCUUUUUGGCAGAAGUCUUGUUCCAUUUAAACAGACUAUUCAAGUCAUAGACAGCAGGGGAAAAAAGAAAAUAAAUACUUAAAAAAUGUAAUUCCCAACAUUAAACUGGAAGCUAUAAAUGGCACUAAUACCAAGCAAGGAUAUGAUAUACGCAUUAUGGAAUAAACUUGUUUCUUGAUGUUGCAAACUGAAGCCCAACUAAAAGGCACUAAACAUUCCACUUAUCCCCAAAAUUGUAUUUGAAAUAUGUGUACAAAAUACGUCUUUACAGCUGUAAUUAUUUUUAUGAUCAGUAGCUGUUAUCUAAAUGCUGAUGUGUGAUAUCUUUUUUUAAUGUAUUAUUUCAUAUUAGAAUGUAAAGUGUAAAUUUCCAAGGUUAAAAUGUACCAGUCAUUAAAUAUUAAGUUGAUUUCAA
Molecule: messenger RNA, 3509 nt
Organism: Salmo salar (Atlantic salmon)
Lineage: Eukaryota; Metazoa; Chordata; Actinopteri; Salmoniformes; Salmonidae
Source: RefSeq, a predicted model, not a curated record